AUGGCGGCUGCGAAAGACGACUCUCUCGAGACCUUGAUAGGUCGCAUUCCUGCUCGACCUCCGACUGCGGCAGAGGCGACGACCGACGAUCAAAGUCUCCAUUGUUGCUGCGGGCAUUUAGAUUGCGCAUACCUCAAGCACAACUGCAAUGCCUUAGCCGAUCUGGAGAAAGAGGUUCACACGGCUGCUGCUUUGGGUCAGGCUCUGCUAGCCCGCCAUGAAAACUAUAUGCAAGAUGCCGAACGAGAUCGCAAGGAGAUGAACGAUAAAAUCGAGCGACUCGAGAAGGACAAGAAAGAACUAGAGAGCCAGAAUGCGCGAACUAUCGAGGACAAUCGUGCCCUUCUAGAGCAACUAGAGGCGGUCAACAUGACUGUAACGGAUUCAGACACCCACAUCAAGUCGCUCGAGGCUACAUUACACUCGACUCGCCAAGAAUUAAGGCGCCUUGAGGACCUGGCGUCCCGGACCCAAGAUCUCGAAAUUCAGUUGGCAGCUUUAGAGCAGGAGCAAGACGUGCUCCAGAAGACUGUUUUCAGGACCGAGGCCGACGAGAGAUCCGCGAUCCAGAGAUGGAAGAGGGCGGAAAGGGGGCUGUCCGAACUCCAAGAGCAAUUGGAGAGGAUAGAGCGUGAGGCGCAAGAAGAAAGGGAGCGUCAUGUGGAAGUUCUCGGUCGUAUGGAGAGACAACGUGUUGUUGAGAGGGAAUUAGGCACCGCGGCUGGACGACUGAAAGCGGCAGCAGCGACAGUAGGGAAGGGGAAGAAUGGCAGUAAUGUUGUAUCGCACUUCGUCAAGGACAUACUACAAGACAACGCAAAUUUACAAAUGGGAAUCAUGGAGCUGCGAGGGAUGUUGAUGAAUUCGAACGACGAGGUGCAAUCCCUUCGGGAACGAUUGAUGAUACACCAACCGCUUGAGAUAGAUGAAAGGAAUGGCCCACAACCGACUCUGGAUGCAGAGCUUGCCCAGAAAGAAACCACUGAGCAAGCUGCCAUAUCACAGGAAUUGCAUAUCCAUCACCAUUAUCACGUCCCAAAGAAGGAGGAAAUUCGUCGGCCGAAAAAGAAGCGCGCCUCCAUCAACCCCGCACUCUUCAGCCCAUCCAGGGUCGGACAAUCGCCGCGACCGUCUAGAAACCUAGAAACAGCAAGCACAAUACUAUCGCAGACGGCCGUUACUGUCCCUUCCACUCCUAUUACAACAAAUCAUCGCUGGUCUAUGCAAUCAGGUCCGAUGUCGGAUUUUGCCCCUUCAUCAGUACCAAGCUCGCCACAGUCGAUGUAUAGGAACAGCACAUUAUUUGAUAGAGGGCUAGACUUUGACUCCUCCCGUCCGACAUCUCCUGGAUCCAGCAUCGAUCCUAUGUCACCACAAUUCCAACCUUUUCGCCAUCGGAAAAAGGGCUCUGAAGUAUCGACGAGAAGCUUUGGGCCGCCUAUAAACUUCCAACCGCAUAAUGUGAUCCAGGAAGAAGAUGACGAUGUACACGAGAUCUCUGAUCUGCAAAGUCCAAACCCACCCUGCUUGGAUGAAGGCGGCACGUCGUCAGAUGCAUCCCGGGACAUGGAUGAUCAAUCCCAUACAGACCAAGACUGGGAUGCGCCCUUUCAACCCACUCUGCGGCGCACGUCUUCCCAUGAAUCUAUCCUCUCCAUAUCCGGUAUUGAUAUCCACACUCUCAAAUCCCGGCCCUCACAACUUACCAUCAGAGGAAACACCGCUUUCUAUGCUCCUCGUACCAGGCUAGGAACACCCACGUCAAUGGUUUCGCUAGACACGUCCAUCACCACACGCCCAACAUUAUCACACAACGGUCAGGACAGCACUUCGUAUCUACGCUCCAACAUCCUUCCCACCAGCGAUGACUCCCGCUCCAUCAACUCAAGCAACUCACACGAGACUCCAAGCUCGAGUUCCCCCGGCCUAGGUGGCAAGCUCGGAGGCUGGGUUUUCGGGCGAUGGGGCGUAAGCCCAGCAAAAUCCUCAAGCGAUCUCAGAUAUACGAACCAACAUAGAGUAGUCAGUUCACCACCCGUAAGCCCAUACACAAUGGCCAGACCAUCAGGCAUCAACCAGAAAGGACCGAUUCCAGGGUUCAUGAAGAAAAUAGAGAGGGCGCCGAGCAAUGUCACACCCGAGGUGAUAGACCAUGAUGCGCUGAAGGAGGUUCUUAUUGAGGGUGGCUUAGCUCCCUAUUGA
Venustampulla echinocandica is the source of this 2202-nucleotide messenger RNA. RefSeq lists its product as uncharacterized. The record is from RefSeq and is a predicted model, not a curated record. The transcript has 2 exons. Lineage: Eukaryota; Fungi; Ascomycota; Leotiomycetes; Helotiales; Pleuroascaceae. Bases 1 to 2202 code for a protein of 733 amino acids.